AUGCAUUUGAUGUGCGAGCGAUUGUCUGCGGUUUUUGCGGGCGUCUUAGUUGGUUUGUGGUACGGUAAGACCUUUUCCGAGGAGGAAAAGCCCAAGGAGAAGGGCAAGAAGAAGUAGACCUACACUCGCAGGUCCCGCAGAAAUCAGAAAUAAGAAAGCUCGAAUUUCUUAGUAGUCGAGUCGGAAAACUUCAAGCCAGUUCAACGUCCUGUCAACGCGGCAGCCCUGACAUAGCUCAGUGUUUAUUUGGCUUUACAACCAGUAUAUCAGACUUUCGACGUACACAAAA
Messenger RNA from Drosophila yakuba, 289 nucleotides. RefSeq lists its product as uncharacterized. Lineage: Eukaryota; Metazoa; Arthropoda; Insecta; Diptera; Drosophilidae. The coding region runs from base 1 to 117 and encodes 38 amino acids. The record is from RefSeq and is a predicted model, not a curated record. The transcript has 2 exons.